AUGUCUAAAGUUCAGUCUCCAGCUGCGCUUAGACAUGAUUCCGACGCUACGACUGCGUUCGAGCCUGUAGAGCCUGGCGACGUUCAGGGUGGCCCGAGGAGAAUGUCCAAGCCCACAAUUGCGGCGCAGACCAGGGCUAGCGAGAGGAGGUUCGCGCGAGAUGCCUCUGCUUGGACGAAGGAGACUUUGGAGGAGUUGUCUGCUGUCAGGCAGGUCAGGACUCUCUCGUCCGCCGCUGAGCCAGUAGUUGGUGGCGCGGUGGGUGCUGACAAUCCUUUUGCUGGUCAUGUUGAGGGAGGGGUCAAUUAUAUGAGUUUGACUUGGUGGCGAGCAGGCAUGCUCAUGGUAGCAGAGACAAUCUCCCUUGGCAUCCUCGCCCUCCCCGCCGCCCUCGCCACCCUAGGCCUCAUCCCAGGCCUGAUCCUGCUCCUGUUCUUCGGCAUCCUCGCCACCUAUACCGGUUACGUGAUCGGCCAACUACGUCUGCGCCACGAAAACAUCCACUCUAUGGCGGACGCAGGCCAGCUCAUCUCAGGUCGGAUCCUCAGCGAGGGUGUCUGCGCUGUGGUCUAUCUCUUCGGCGGGUUCGUGCUGAGCUUUGCCCUCACAAUACCGAGGACGUUGAGGCAUGUGAGCUACUACUCCGUCGCGAGCUUCUUGAGCAUUAUCGGGGCGGUUCUUGUCACCAUGAUUGCCAUUUCGAUGGAGCGGCCGGGCUGGGUCUCUAGCUCGACUGUCGGGCUCGGUGUAGAUCUUGCUCCCACCAACACGCCACAGAUUGCGCUGUGGCCGAAGAAGGAUCUGCAGUUUCACCAGGCUUUUAGUGCGGUGUGCAACAUCGUCUUCGCUUACGCCGGGCAUGUGGCCUUUUUCGCAUUCAUCUCGGAACUGAAGGACCCGAAGGACUUUCCCAAGGCCUUGACGUUCUUACAGGUGUCGGAUAUUAGCAUGUAUAUUGUUACGGCAGUCGUCAUUGUAAGUGCUCUCACCACGACGGCGGAGCCGUGGUCACUAUUUCUACACAUCGCUAUACCUGCCGUGCUGAGCUGCGGCAUCGCACUGCUGUACAUUUACGCCGGCGAUUCUGUUGCAUCACCUGCCUACUCAGCACCUCUUCGCUGCCACGCAAGAUUGCCUUGUAACGGCAUCGCCCUCCCCACAAUCCUCAUCGCCGGCGUAAUCAACGGCCACGUCGCUGUCAAAUGGCUCUACGUGCGCCUCCUCCGUUCCUCCUCCUCGGGGCAGACUCUCAUGCAUGAGAAGACCUUCAAGGCUCGUGGGAUUUGGAUCGCCAUCGCGGCAACUUUGUGGAUAGUUGCGUGGCUGAUAGCGGAAAUCGUGCCUGUGUUUCAUGAUCUGGUCGGGUUGACAGGGGCGUUGUUUGGGAGCUGGUUCACUUACGGAAUACAAGGCGUGUUUUGGCUUUGGAUGAACUACGAACUUGAGUGGAAAGGGGUAAGCGGCAACAACCCGAAGCUGAAGAGGAGAGGGAAAUGGGAAUGGGGAUGGAAGAAGGUUGUCUUGACGAUGGUGAACGUGGGAUGUUUUGUUGUUGGAGCUGUCAUUUUCGUGGCGGGCAUCUACUCGAGUGCCAUCAAUAUCCACGAGAAUGCUCGGCAUGCUGGCAAGCCGUUCAGCUGCACGAUUGGAUAG
Messenger RNA from Cyphellophora attinorum, 1653 nucleotides. RefSeq names its product N amino acid transport system protein. Gene Ontology annotation, biological process: amino acid transmembrane transport. The record is from RefSeq and is a predicted model, not a curated record. The transcript is spliced from 8 exons. NCBI's taxonomy places the organism in Eukaryota, Fungi, Ascomycota, Eurotiomycetes, Chaetothyriales, Cyphellophoraceae. Gene Ontology annotation, molecular function: amino acid transmembrane transporter activity. Bases 1 to 1653 code for a protein of 550 amino acids. Gene Ontology annotation, cellular component: vacuolar membrane.